Messenger RNA from Naegleria gruberi, 228 nucleotides. RefSeq lists its product as uncharacterized. The record is from RefSeq and is a predicted model, not a curated record. Gene Ontology annotation, biological process: SRP-dependent cotranslational protein targeting to membrane; SRP-dependent cotranslational protein targeting to membrane, signal sequence recognition. The annotation marks the transcript as partial. Gene Ontology annotation, cellular component: signal recognition particle, endoplasmic reticulum targeting. Lineage: Eukaryota; Heterolobosea; Eutetramitea; Acrasida; Naegleriidae. The transcript is spliced from 2 exons. Gene Ontology annotation, molecular function: 7S RNA binding.
GAAGUAAACAGAAUGCAAAUUAUUUACCCUGUAUAUAUUGAUAAGAAUAAAACUUUAAGCCAAGGACGAAAGAUCGCAAAGGAAAAAUGUGUGGAAAAUCCAAAGGCAACAGAAAUUGCCGAUAUUUGUCAACAUUUAAAAAUACCAUACGAAUUAGAGAAAACAAAGAGAUACCCACAAGAACCUUUUGAAUUUGGAAGAGUUAGAGUUUUAUUAAAGAAGGAGUCA